AUGCUUCUCGAUUUAUCAUUUUACAGAAGAACCACACAGAGAAAUGCUGCAAACGCCUUAGUUGAUGCUCUAUUUGUUCAAACUAAUAUAGUCUCUAUAUUCCUUGGUGCUUCUACUCCAUUUUUGGAUUAUCUUUAUUCUCAAUUCAAUCAUACUUUUGCCAAUAAUGUUCCAAGUGCUGUUAGGCUUUUAGGCUUGAUAAUUGAAGUAUGCGCCAGUAAUAUAGUAAGCUUUGAAAUGAUCGAGCCAUGUCUUAAAGCAAUGACUGCUAUGAUCUUAAUAAUUGACAAAAUAAAUGGUAAUGCUUUCAACUGUCACGCUCCUUAUCCAGCGUACAGAUGUCUUCAAAUUUUAUUUGAGACAACUCCUCGCCAAGAUAAUCUCAUCAAUACAAUUCGUUACAAUUCGAAGAAUCUUAAUAAUGAGGAUACUUUAGAACCGAUAAAAGAAUUGUUUGCUAGCUAG
Trichomonas vaginalis G3 is the source of this 465-nucleotide messenger RNA. RefSeq names its product protein of unknown function, DUF1394 family. Gene Ontology annotation, biological process: regulation of actin filament polymerization. The coding region runs from base 1 to 465 and encodes 154 amino acids. The record is from RefSeq and is a predicted model, not a curated record. The transcript has a single exon. Gene Ontology annotation, molecular function: small GTPase binding. Lineage: Eukaryota; Parabasalia; Trichomonadida; Trichomonadidae.